Spirometra erinaceieuropaei is the source of this 7928-nucleotide messenger RNA. The record is from the annotation of a GenBank genome assembly. Lineage: Eukaryota; Metazoa; Platyhelminthes; Cestoda; Diphyllobothriidea; Diphyllobothriidae.
CCACGUUUUUUUCCGGAGGAUAAACUGGGAACUGAUCGAGUCGAAGGCAGUACAACCACCAUUCCGACCACCUGUUGUAAGUGUUUAAACCGUCGCUUUAGGUUUGUUUGUGUCUGGCCGUUAUGUGGGUAGGCUUGGUCGUACGAGGGCUUUCGCGGUCCACCUGGACUUCCGAAGAAGUUCCCUCAAUAUCCUAGAUUGCUUGCUUUGAACUGAAUAAAGCGAGUGAGAAGAGGUCACUAAUUGGCCCUCGGUGUCAGAAAUAUCUGCAUGUUAGCUCAUUUUAUUACUAUUUAACUGAAUAUAUGCUACAGUGUGUUGUUGCGCGGAAUACUAUGGCGGCACCGAUAUUGAUUUUAGGCCACUGACAUCCUGAGUGCUGUUCAACUGUGUCGAUUACCUAAAAGCACCCCCGCACCCAAAUGACACUGACAUCCAGUUUGCGCUGAUGGCGGAAACUAUGAAAAGGGACCAACAUUGUGCGUCAAAUCCCGACUUUCUAUGAUAACCACUUGCUCUCACGGGAAUGUAGUGACUUUGGCGUGUAUACUGAGAGAAGACAUGGGAGAGUCUACCUACGGAAUGCUUUUCGAGCUAAUGGGCAGUCCACCUCAUUUAUCGAGUAGCGCUAAUUGAUCACCGGAGAGACAGUCAUAAGUCUUGAGGAUUGUCAUCUAGGCAAAAAGAUUCCUAAGGGAGUCUUCCGCUUGGCGAAACGUCUAGGGAUGCGUGUGACGCAUCCGUAUCCAGAAGCCGUGAGCCAAGUACACUCUGACUUCCCGCAAGAGUUCUGUUGCUGUCUAUUUAUGAUUGUUAACCGAAAUUCGCAAACACCAAUUAGCAAUAGGGGGGGAGAUGACUAAAGCACAGACCAUACCUACGACUUCCUCAGUACUAGCUUCUUGAGUAGGGAACAGUGCGAAGAAAAUGGUUUACUUCCUAAGCCUGUUUUUGAAACGCUAGUCAAGUAGACCCCUGGCCGCCUAUUUGGCUAUGCAUUAUUACCUCAGAUAGGGAGAAUGGACGCGAAAGAGAGGUAGAACACACAAUCAGCAAGACGGUCUCCCAUAUUUCUGUAUCUACGAGUGCUGAUUACGACUAGGAGGAAUCAGACAAUGCCAUUCGAGCGUCAUCAAGAUAAGGGCAAUGGAUGGGAAAAAAUGUCGUCGGCAAGCAGCCGCCCCUUGUAGAGAUCGUCUGCAUGCUUCUAUGAUUCGCUUAUCCCCAUGAAUAUGACUAAGAUUGAAACGGCUUCAACAGGGGAUAUAUACGGUCGGCGGAAUGCUAUCGGCGAAUGAGAAAAAGUGUGUUAAACUAAGACGUGCUUCAAACAAGAGUGUCAUACAGUAGGUGGGCUAACUCAAGAAAUGUCAACCGAAAUUCCGAAAUGCGUUUUCGUUUCGAAACGACUAAUUAAGUAGGGUUGUUAAACUAGUAAGCGUGCAACAUAAUUUUAUAAUAUUUCAGUUACCACGGGAUGUCGGCUUUUCAAUGAAUUUCCUUCUCGUUGCAUGCGAAAACAACGCUCGGUAAAAACGACUACUUAAGUAGCAUGCAUUUUUCUCAUUGAUUUUCGCUGCCCCUAAAAUUCCAAUUACAUUCCAUGGAAAACAUGCAUAAAAAUAUUCACUCGUUUGCUCAUUCGGUAGACAGUUACGUCUUCUAAUUCUAUCCUCGAAGGAGGGACAUAAUUCGGUGUUAAAAAAGUUUUCCAAUUCCCGAAUAAUUUUGAGCCAGCUCAAUCGUCACACUUGGAUUCAGGGUUUCCAAACUACAAGCCGUAUGUUUUCCGCGUACGGUAAACCACACUUUUCUCUACGGUAAUAAAGGGGGACCGUAUAGGGUUCAUAAAAGUAAGCAGUGGAUUUGAUCCAUAUUUUUAACUUUACGAGCUACACUGGUAAAUACAGAGACAUGACGAUUUAUGAACGGCCAUUUCACGGUACUUAAAAGUCCCACAGUAAGAAACUUUUUUAUGACUCAUUGCAGAAUUAUGCUGCAUGAUGAUUAUGUUUAAAACCCUAGUUAAUUAGUCGUUUUGAAACGAAAAUUCAUUUCGGAAUUUCGGUUGACAUUUCAUGAGUUAGCCCACCUACUGUAAAUAUACAAUGCUAGAUUAACCGCAAAUGAUGUCUAUUGUGCUCCUGUAAUAUUCACUAACCGUUCUAGACCUUUGGACUAGAGUCAAUCUUUGAAACGGGUGGGACAGUUUUUAUUUAUCAAAGUCUCUCACACCAGUCGGCACCAUAAAGGAAAAAUGCUCUAAGGACGUUUUUCCAAUAACACCUUUGCAUCAAAAGGCCAGCCUAACUGGCUCAUCUUUUAUAUCGUCUCGUCAAAAACGGUAACCAUUCUAAAAGUGCCUAAUUUGGUCUUCAAUAUUCAGUUAGUGAUUUCAACCAAUUUACCGGUGACAUUUGAAAAUAGGCUUUUCAGACUGAUUGGUGCCGAAUCACUGGGUUGGCCGUCUCUUUUUGUAAGACAUCCGAUUUUAUCCAAGUUUCUAAUCAGCUGAUUAAUAGGAGGUCGAUAUUCCAGAAGAGCAAUGCUCAAUUUGCACCCAAAAGGCUGGUUUUGAGUCCGACAUAAAUGUGCCUGUCGGUCCCAUUUGCCCAGCUUUGACUAAUGGUCGUGAAUUUGGGAAUUCACGAUUCUUUUGACCCCCACUGUUCAUUUACAAGUCUCCUCGUGGAUGCACUGCCAAAAGUCUGCUUCACUGUCAAAAUAUAACUUGAGAUCGUUGUCGAGUUUCGUGUUCCUUUGCGCUGAAGGUCACUCUACAGUCUCAACUUCAGAGUUUCUUUCAUUUUAUCAAUAGAUCACAAGUUUUAAAAACGCUGAUUAUCCGUUUUUUUCAGUAGGUGGGCUUACUCAUGAAAUGUAAGCCGAAAUUUCGAAAUGCGUUCACGUUUCGAAAAUAUUAAUUAAGUAGCGUUGUAAAAAUAAUCAUCAUGCAGCAUUAUUCUAUAAUAAUCCAGUAACCUCGUGGUGUAAGCUUUCGAAUGAACUCCUUUCCGACUGCAUGCAAGAUCUAUACUCCUCGAAAAAACUAUUUAAGCAUAUGCAAUUGUCACAUUGCUUUUCGAUGCCCUUAAAAGUUUAAUUAUAUUUCAUGAACAAAAUGCAUAAAAAUAUUCAUUCUUUUACUUAUUUGGUAGAAAAGUACGCCUUCUUUCAAGUUUAAACUCGAAGGAGGGGUAUAAUUCGGUUUUGAAAACUGUUCUAAUUCCCGAAUAAUUCUGAACCCGACCUGUUGUUAUACUUGCAUUCAGACGUAAGUUUCUAACGAAUAUGUAAAAGAAUGAAUAUUUUUUAUGCAUUUUAUUCUUAAAAUAUAAUUGAACGUUUAAAGGCAUCGAAAAACAAUGAGAAAAUUGCAUGGUACUUAAGUAGUCAUUUUUGCGUUUACGUUUCGAAAAGAUUAAUUAAGUAGGGUUGUAAAACUGACCAUCGCGCAGCAUAACCCCAAAAAAAUUAGUUGCCUCAGGAUGCCGGUUUUCGAAGGAAUUUAUUUCCGGUUGUAUUCAAAACCACACUCUGUAAAUGGUGACUACUUAAGUAGCAUGCAUUUUUCUCACUGAUUUUCGACACUCUUAAAAUUUUACUUAUAUUUCACGGGAAACAAAAUUUUCAUUCUUUUGCUCUUUCGGUAGAAAAUUACGUCCUCCUCCAAUUUUUUACCCGAAAGAAUUGAAUCAUUCGGUUUUAAAUAAGUUUAAAAUUAUGCGAUUUUUAAUACCGUGAAAUGACUGUUCAUAAAACUUCAUGCCUCUGCAUUUACCAGUGUGGAUAGUGAAGUUAACAAUUUCUGCUCAAAUUCAAUGCCAAAUUCGAUUAACCCUUAUACAGUCUUUUCUUAAUACCGUAGAGAAAUGUCUGGGCUUCCGUACGGGAAAAAUAUACGGUUUGUAGUUUGGAAACCUUGACUACGAUUGUGCCGGCAAGUCAGGGUUCAAAACUAUUCGGGAAUUGGAAACCUUUUAAAAAAUGGAAAAAGACCCUUCCUUUGGGCAUAAAAUUGAAAUACAAAUUAGCAAAAGAAUGAAUAUUUUAUGCAUGUUUUUCAUGAAAUAUAAUUGAAUUUUUUAGGGCAACGAGAGUCAAAGAAAAAAAUGUAUUCUAAUUAAGUAGUCAAUUUUGCGGAGUUUGCUCUUUGCCUGCUGCCGGAAAGGAGUUUUUUUCGAAAGCCAGGUUCCUGAGGUAACUGAAUUAUAACAGCAUAAUGCUGCAGGAUUAUCAGUUCUACAUCAUUACUUAAGUAAUCCUUUCGAAAAGAAAACGCAUUUCGAAAUUUUGGUCGACAUUUCCUCAGUAAUUCUACCUACAGUAUAUCCAGGCCAGUGUUUUGCGAAAUCAAGAGGACUCCUUUCUAAUGAGACAAAAGCAAACCCGAGUUCGUUCUACAGAAAAUACAGGAUAUUUACAUAGGAACCCUUGCUAGCAAAUGAGAAUGCAUUUUCUUAGAUGGUUUCUAUAAGAUUUGAAUGAAUUUAAACCACAUAUACAGCCCUGACGGUGUCUUGACAACUGCGCACUCCAAAUGCAGUGAUUGCUUCUUAUUUUGCAUGUGGCCAUGGGAGUUUCAAACAAGGGCCGAUAGGUAAGAUUAAGUCGUUCGGGCUCGCAUUAUUUUUUCUAUGAAUUAAUAUCAUAACUCUCAAAAUUGAGCACCUUUUACUUCCGAGGCAUUUUCAAAAGUUUCACACAUUUUUCUCUCGUCUCCCGCAUCUGUCCACUGCUGUUUUUGAUCUGACUUUUCACGAUGCCAAUUACUAGCCGAUUUUGCCAGGAUUUACGAUACAAUGUAAGGGCAUUGUCAGGCGUCAGUCUUGUGUAACAAAACGUCAGCAGAGAAUCCGUACACUUUGGCUGAGAGACCACUUACACGGCCAAAUUGGCUGGGAUUACGGAGUGGCCGAUGCGAGCAACAAGGUUGAAAGACACAAGGGAAUUUGGGUUGAAAAGUUCGCGAGAUCCAGAAAGCAGGACUGAUUUGCAGACUAUCGAGUCAUGCAUCUUGCUAGUCUUUGGGCAUGAGCGAGCAAUCACAAAUUUCUCUCGCCCAAAGCUUGAGGUCUGAACGCAGUAAUUGCAGAGGGCUUAAAAUCGGUAUAAAAUAGUGCUUAAAGUACAUUGGGUGACCUAACUGCUGAAAGGUGUCGAAGUUUACAAACGGGUGCCACUCACUCGCAAACCGGCAAAAAUGCAAGGACCCAAUAUCUGUAAAAAUAAAGAACAACGUUGGGGAAACCGAAAACGUAAAAAAAUAUUAAACGUAAUUUUUCCUUUUUUAGAACAUUUAAUUCUUCAGAAAAACGAAAAAGUCCGAAAACGGUAAAAUGGCUGCAACUGAAAUAACUUCAUUUUAGAUACACAGAAGGCUUCUUCAUGCAAAAACUGAGUAAUCAAGAUAGUACGCGUAUAAUAACGUUUGAUAAUAGUCUUUUCAGUGAAUUUCAAAUUUAAAUAUUCUUACAAUUAGCACCAGACAAAAACAAUUUUUAAGUGCGGCUAACUUUGUUUAGCAAAACGCUUAUGUACAACUUACUCUCUUCUCAGAGGAAAACGCUCUCAGAAGCGAAAACGAAGUCUGGGAAAGGUACCAGCGUAUGUAAUUUGCCAAAUAUAUCGCAAUAUCCAUAGUCACUCAGAUUUAUCAAUUUUUUACCUUUUAAAAUAAUUUAGGCACAUUUCCACACGAGAAAACGACAUUUGCCGGAAGGUGCAAGACAAGUGAACAAAGUGCUUAACGCUUAAGGUGUCUAAAAAUCCCAGGUCUCGUCACCAAGUUUUAUGAGUUAGUUCACGCACGGUAUAAUACAGCGAGACGACAGUAUUCGUAUUUGUCCUCUAUACAUAUAUGUCUAGUAAGACUGACUUAUAUGGCCCCCUAAACAGGAAAUGAGAAAAGGAACCGCCUGCAGUACGGGUGGCUUCGAGCCAGCCUCCAGUGAAAUUAGGGUUAAGACUAAGUUUAAGGCUAGAUUUGAAGUUAACGGUAAGGCAAGUCAGGAUCAAGCUGAAGACUAAGGUAGGGACUAGUGUUGACUGCAGAGCUAAGGUUUGGGGUAGAGUUGGGGUCAGGAUUAGGGCAACCGCUUAGUUUUACACAAGGAUUAUUGUUGGGGUUGGGACACGGGAAUCUUUUGUCGUUUCUAGAAUUAUGCGCAGGUUCGCCCUUAUAACCUGGGCGGGGUGUUCCUAUUCGCACGUUCUCUUUAGGGGGCUAUUUAAGCCAGUCCUGCCGAAAUUAUAUCGAUUUGAAAGCUGCAUAAACAAGAUUCUCAAGGACAAAUAAAGACGACUCUAGUCAGUCGUGACCGGAUGAUGGGAUGCGAUAGAGAUAUGUUGGCGCAGACUAGCUAAUCAUAGAAGUGUUAUGACCGGCUAAAACGUUCAAUGGUUUUAGCAAUGAUUAUACGUCUGACGUUGAGCUGAAAAAUCAGAUUGGAUGCUUUCAAAACAAGUUUCAUCUUGUUACCAAAGAUCUUCUACCGUUUAUUAAUAUACAUACAGUUAGUGACUGAUCUCAUGAAAUGAUGACCGCAAUUCUGAAAUGCAUUUUCGAUUAGGAGGAGUUUACGGGGGUGAGGUUGUAAUAUUUAGCAUGCGGCAUAAUCCUAUAAUAUUUCGGACUCAACAGGAUGUCGGCUUUUGGAUACGCUUUUUUGCAACCUGUAAAAACCGCGUUCAGUGAAAAUGACCACAAGUAGUAUGCGUUUUUCAAACUGAUUUUUGAUGACAGCAUAAAUUCAAAUGCAAAUAUAUCCCAUGUAAAACAUGCACCUAACGUGUUCUUUCUACCACAUUUGGAAACGGGUCACGCCAUCUUCACACUUAUUACUCGGAGAAGAGUCAAGUUUAGGUUUUGAUGAUAGUUUUCCGGUUCACCAAUAAUUUUAAGCCAGAUCGGCCGUUGCAUUAGCGUUUGGCGAUUACAGUUCACAAGGGGUAUACUUUCCACGUAAGAAAAAUCACACUCCUCUAUGUAUUUAGUAAGAGGCUAUGUUAAGUUAAGAAAAUUGGGCAAUGGAUGCAAACUAUGUUGUAUACUGUAUGAGUAGCGUUCAUAAUGUACAAGCAAGAUGCUGAGUGAAUGGUUAUUACAGAGUCUUCAAAAACCCCACAAUUAGAAACUUUUGAAACCGAAGGACGCUCUUUCUUCUAGUAAAAGAUGUAAAUUUGACGUUUUAUGCUGCCAGAUAAGUAAAAGAAAGCAUAUUUUUGUGUACGUUUUCUAAAAAAAUAUACCUGACCUUAUAAGGCUACCGACAAGAAAGGUAAAAAAUAUAUGUCACGUAAGUAAUCAUUUUUCCCGAAUGCGCUUGUUGCAGGUCAAAAUGAGUGCCUUCGAAAGGCAACAACCUGGCGAGUUCGAGGUAUUGUGGGAUUAUGCCGCGCGAUAAUCAGUGUUGUAAUCCCACCUAAGUAAUUCUUCCUAAUCGAGAACAUAUUUCAGAAUUUCGGCUUACAUUUCAUCAGAUCGGUCACCCACCGUACAUGCAGGCAUAAUAAGAACGCCAAAUGUGUGGCUAAAGUUUGCGUCGGUAUGAUUUUACGGUGAGUGUGAUCGACUGCAUACGACAUGCAACACUUAAACUCUUUUUCUUGUGUAACUGUUGGCUGCACAACAUUCCACCUCCAUCAGGACUCGUUGAAUUAUACCACACCAAGAAAUCAGCAACCUAUUUAACCAGUUGAGGUAUAGUAAACGAGUUGACGUGCUACUUGCAGGUCGCACAAGGCCUUUUCAAUUUUUCCCUCUUAAAUGACAGACUGGCAAACGUGAUAUAAGCAACUUCGACCCUGCGUUCACUGAGAUGUCCACGGAGUUCACGCCUACCGACAAGCUCUUCAUCAUGAACUUGACACAGACAGAGUUCGCCGGGUUCUCCUUCGUCAAUCCCGAAUUUGUGGUGGAGGUUUGA